Messenger RNA from Saprolegnia diclina VS20, 717 nucleotides. RefSeq lists its product as hypothetical. Lineage: Eukaryota; Oomycota; Saprolegniomycetes; Saprolegniales; Saprolegniaceae. The coding region runs from base 1 to 717 and encodes 238 amino acids. Gene Ontology annotation, molecular function: FMN binding. The record is from RefSeq and is a predicted model, not a curated record. The transcript has 4 exons.
AUGAGCACGACAGAUCGGACCGAUGGUGCAGCCGAGCGCCAAGACGCGCAGCUGGCGGCGAGCGCGCCGGACGCGAUCGUGCAAGUCGACAAGAACAUGCUGAGUCGACUGCUCUAUCCGAACCCCGUUUGCCUCUUGAGCGUCCAGAGCGGCGACGACGACGCGAGUCGCUGCCGGAACGUCAUGACCAUCACGUGGCUCACGCCCAUCAACAACCACGGCAAGUUUAUCUGCUCCAUGAACUGCAAGCGCCACACCGCGACCUUUGUCCACACUCCGGGCCAGUACUUUGUGCUCAACGUUCCGACCAAAGCGCACGAGGCAACGAUCCUGGCCAUCGGCGGCUGCUCGGGCGCCGACGUGGACAAGUUUGAGACGCUGCAGCUGGCAACGUGCCCGCCGGGCUGGGCGCCGCUCCGGCCGCUCAAGCGCAAGCACGGAAUGUCCAAGAAGGACUUGCGCGACGCCGACGUGUACGACGCCGCCUCGGGCUGCGUGGCGCUGGUCGACUGCGUGGCGCACAUUGUGUGUCGCGUCGACGCCGUGCUCGAGACCGACGGGCACAACCUCUUGACGUGCACGCAGGUCGCUGCGUGGGCCAAGGCCGCGUACUGGAACGGAAAGCACUUUGCGCCGCAGUCGCGAGAUCUGCCGCCGUACUUGACGUUCCUCGGCACCAAAGUGUUUGCAUGCGUCACACCAACAUUUGACGAUUAA